UGAACUCAGUACAGUUUCGUUUUGUUUCUGAGCACAGACGACCCAUGCCAAGGAGACAAAGCUCUGGGAAGCCCUGUCCGAUCCCGAGAGAAAAGAACGGCAUCCGUGGGUUCCGACAUUGUUGCAUGGAGACGGGCAUUUGCCUUCUACCGCUCGCGCCUCCGAUCCGGUACAAUAGGUCAUCCUCGUGGGACGCAACGUAAAGCUGUCCAUGCGAACACGAAGAACAGCGCGCGACUGCACCCAAGGAGUUCAUGUGUGUAUAUAAACCGCAAUACCAGUGCGAUGCUUGUUCUCCACUCCUCUCCCUCUCAAGUGUUCAGUUCACCCUUCCGGCUCGAGCAGUGCUCCGACCCUAGUCUUCCUCUCGUUGAUCGUUUUUCUGCUUGCAUAGCUCGACGCUCCCUUCUAGGCCCAGACGCGAUCUAGCCUUCCACUAGCACUAUUCAACUUCACGAUGGUUCAGCUCACUUCAGCUUUCCUUCUCUCCUUCUCUGCCCUCGUCAUGCACGCACAGGGCGCGCCUCUCCUCAACAAGCGCAUCGCGCAAGUCAUUGCUGACUCGACCUCUCUCUGGGAGAAUGCUUGUCUCGCGGCUGGUGGUGCCGAACAAUGCAAUCCCCUCUCAGUGACGGCGUUCACCACGCUGCUCGCUGCCGCUGGUCCCUGUGACCAACAGGACUCAGCGGACGCGAUGAUCGACCUUGCGAAGACGCUCGAUAACGACGCGGACAUGAUCAAGCUCACUCAGGUCUUCGUUCAGCAACCGCGCAAUACGCCGAACUCGCAGGCAGUCCCAUAUUGCCAGAAGGAUCCCAAGAAUUCGGAGCUCAACGGCCUCUUCCAGUGCCAGUACAAGGGCGCGGACCAGCAGACGUUCGUCGGUGGCGUCGCGCUCGGCUCAGCGGGCACCAUUCCCUUCGGCCUCUCCGCGCCGCUCUCCCCCCUUGGUUCCUGCCCCGCGAAUCCCACUGGGCCCAUUGCUGACGGCAGCCAACUCACCAGUAUCACUCAGGAUCCUGGUCUUCAAAACAUCCCCAGCAGCUCCGGCUCCGCCUCGAACUCUGGGAGCUCGGCAUCUCCUGUUGCAUCGUCCACGAAGGCCGCAACUACCAGCGCUGAAGCUGCUACGAGCACUGCGGCUGCCGCGUCCAGCACUGAAGCCGCCGCCACGACUACCUCCGCCGCCGCGUCCGCCACAUCCAGCGCGUCCUCAUCCUCGUCAUCUUCAGACUUCCAGCUCCAAAACGCCCUCGACGCACAGAAGCUGAACGCACAGUUCGUAACGCUCUCCGCGGAUUCGACGUGUAACGAGGGCGACCAGGCGUGCAUCGACGGCGGUUUCGCGAUGUGCGUGGGGGGCAAAUUCAUCAACAUGGGCUGCGCGGCGACUACGCAGUGCUUCGCGCUCCCGCUCGUCAACAAGCCUGGGACGUCGCUCGCGUGCACGACCCAGGACGACGCCGCGGCGCGUAUCGCAGCUCCUGGAGCGACGGGCGGUAUUACUGGCAGCGACUGAGUGUUGCUCCCGCCUGCUCGAAAAGGAGAACGCGCGCGGCCGCGCGCACGCCGGAGGUUGGUUGAUGAAUCGUGGUUUGCGGAGAUCGCGAGCGUGAGCUUCGAGAGCCACGAUGCGUCCUCCGGUAUCUUCUCUCUUUCUGUUCUUGUAUCUGGAGAUCGCAGGUAGUACGUUGUCACUGUAUCGUUAGCUUUAUUUGGUUCUGCUCCAACACCAACGUGCGUACUUACAAUUGCGUAAUCAGCAUCCUUUC
Dichomitus squalens LYAD-421 SS1 is the source of this 1772-nucleotide messenger RNA. RefSeq lists its product as uncharacterized. The record is from RefSeq and is a predicted model, not a curated record. NCBI's taxonomy places the organism in Eukaryota, Fungi, Basidiomycota, Agaricomycetes, Polyporales, Polyporaceae. The coding region runs from base 458 to 1519 and encodes 353 amino acids. The transcript has 3 exons.